Messenger RNA from Brienomyrus brachyistius, 2890 nucleotides. Its product is annotated as GMP reductase 1-like. Gene Ontology annotation, biological process: nucleotide metabolic process. Gene Ontology annotation, molecular function: GMP reductase activity. NCBI's taxonomy places the organism in Eukaryota, Metazoa, Chordata, Actinopteri, Osteoglossiformes, Mormyridae. The record is from RefSeq and is a predicted model, not a curated record. Gene Ontology annotation, cellular component: GMP reductase complex. The transcript is spliced from 10 exons. The coding region runs from base 739 to 1776 and encodes 345 amino acids.
GUUCAUUCACUUCCUAGAAGGGAUUCCUCUGUACAUUGUACACAGCAUCUUAUGUAACUGCUUGAUUUCCUACAUAAUUCGAUAGUCUUAUGCUUCCGCAAGUUGCUAGAAACGACGGAUAUCGUGGAUCAAAGAUGCGCAUAAUGGUGUUCAGACACCACUUAAUUUAUAAUGAACAAAUUACAAAAUUGGACACGAAUAUGAUGCAGAAAUCCUGAUUCAUCACCGAUUAGAUCAUUCAUAGGCUUAUAGAAGCAGUGGCACAAUCAAUACAUUGUCGAUGUGUUUUAACAUGACGGUAACUACCCCCACACACAGAAUUAUUUCUGCCAAUGCACCUGGCGUCAAAUAUCGCUUAAUGCUGUUCCUACUUUCCAUAUUACAUACAAUAACAGCGUUUGAAACCUGCAGAAAUCACAGGAAUAUACAGAACUAAUCACUCUUCGAUUUAAUAGAAAGUGAGUGGACUGGGGGAAGGUUAGAAAAUAUCUCCAACAAGACUUAGGGGAUGUAUUGCUUUUCAUGAUCCAUCAAGCACCCUUAAAGCCAUACGCACUCCGUCUAGAUGUUUCUCCCGAUCAUGCGUUAGAAAGGUGCGUCUGCUGGCUGCUGCAGCGCAUGGUGAUGGCUACGCGCGUGUCCUGCAUUGCACCUGCACCUGCAAAGUUCCGGGCUGCAAUGCCAGGCUCCUUUCCUGUGUCCUGAUCAGACACCAGCAGGAAUAAGAGGUCCAUCGCCAUGCCGCGGGUAGACGUCGACCUCAAGCUGGACUUCAAAGACGUCCUACUGCGACCCAAACGGAGCAGCCUGAAGAGCCGCCUGGAGGUGGACCUGCAGAGAACAUUCACAUUCCGAAAUUCCCAGCAGCAGUACCAUGGCAUCCCCAUCAUUGCGGCCAACAUGGACACCACCGGCACCUUUGAGAUCGCACAGGCAUUGUGCAAACACACCCUCUUUACAGCUGUACAUAAACACUACUCCGUAGAGGACUGGAAGGCCUUUGCAGACAGGUGUCCAGAAUGUUUGGAGCAUGUAGCAGUCAGCUCUGGCAGCAGCCAAGUAGACUUUGAGAAGCUGUGUACCAUCCUGAAGGCUGUGCCCGCCAUCAAGUACAUCUGCUUGGACGUGGCCAAUGGCUACUCGGAGCACUUUAUUGAAUUUGUUAAGACCGUCCGGGGCAAGUUCCCCAACCAUACCAUUAUGGCUGGAAAUGUGGUAACCGGGGAGAUGGUGGAGGAGCUGAUUCUCUCGGGGGCUGACAUCAUUAAAGUAGGCAUCGGGCCAGGUUCUGUUUGCACAACCCGCAUGAAGACCGGGGUUGGAUACCCUCAACUGAGCGCCAUCAUUGAAUGUGCAGACUCAGCUCAUGGCUUAAAGGGACACAUCAUUUCGGAUGGAGGCUGUAGCUGUCCUGGUGAUGUGGCCAAAGCAUUUGGGGCGGGGGCAGAUUUUGUAAUGCUGGGAGGAAUGCUGGCAGGACACGACCAAUGUGCAGGCGACGUCAUUGAGAAGAACGGCAAGAAGGUGAAGCUUUUCUACGGGAUGAGCUCCGACACAGCCAUGAAGAAGUACAUGGGGGGAGUGGCAGAGUACAGGGCAUCUGAGGGCAGGACAGUAGAGGUGCCCUAUAGGGGCGACGUAGAGAACACCAUCCUGGACAUCCUGGGGGGACUGCGCUCCACCUGCACCUACGUGGGGGCCACGAAGCUGAAGGAGCUGAGCCAACGGACGACCUUCAUCAGGGUCACUCAGCAGUCGAGUAACAUGUUCUGCUAGUCAGUGCACUCACGCCCAGCAGCUCCCACACUCCACUCCCAGCAUGACCCACACCGCAGAUUUUGGGGCAGGUGAACAGCCAUUUUUGUACGGCCCUCAGAUCAUUCAUGGUCUCUUUACACUAGGCGCCAAGUACACAACGUGACCUGCGCUGGGAAACAGAUUUAGUUUGGUACAGGCGUCUGUCCCAUCUGACAAAGCCAUAGUUUGGUAUCACAGCAAAUCGUCUGUAUUUCACUCAGGACUCCUGUGUUGAAUGUAAGGAGACUCCUUGUCUGACUAUAGAGAGAUUUGCAUGUCCCUUAGAUGUUCGGCUGACAGUGCAAAAUGGAAAAGCUCACUCUGUGACAACACCAGAAUAUAGAAUUUGUCUCAGACACAAGCAGAAUUCUGAAUGUGGCUAAUGUAUGUAGAAGCAGGUGUUACACUCCCAUGCGCAUGUCUUCACUGAUACAAAACUUGAAUUGAAAAGAUUCUGAACAAUGUUUUGGGUGGUUUGGUUUUCAGCUGACAUAUUCCUUGGCCAGUAACCAUGUGACAUUUCCAUAAGGUGGGAGAAAGGGGAAUGCUUGCAGGGGUCCUGACCCUAGGAGCCACAUGAAUGUGUAAGCAUGGAUAAUGGUGGCCUGGGGUCAGGUAUCAGGCCCAUUUGAUGACUUUGUGUGGUCCUAUAUCUGGUAUAACUUUAAAGGAUUUCAGUUAAAAGAUCAUAUAUGAAGAGAUUACGAACCAAUAAGUGUCAUUUUAAUUAUUAUGUAAUGACUCAGUAGAACUACAACAUGCGCCGUCAAUCCAGUGACUUUUAUGAACGGCUGAACAGAGUUAUGUCUCCGCCUAGUGGUGACUAGUGGUUGUACCGCCGCGUACUCUACACACCUUUUUUUCCACCUUCAGUACCAAACUUUCAUUAGUUACACAUGUUAGCAGUGCAGCUCUGCAAGAGGAAUGAAUCUUUCAGCUGCCUUUGCAUGACGUUGCGUUUCAGCGUGCUGUGAUAAAUUGCUUUUUGCCAAAGAACAAGCUGCAGAGAUUAAAUGGGUUUGGCUUUUGUUUCUGACAGAGGGUCUAUGUAUGGAAUCUGUUUGGAAAUUAAAGGCAAAGCUAAAGACUGUGA